Melitaea cinxia (Glanville fritillary) is the source of this 1214-nucleotide messenger RNA. RefSeq names its product transmembrane emp24 domain-containing protein 5 (gene loj). Gene Ontology annotation, cellular component: COPII-coated ER to Golgi transport vesicle; Golgi apparatus; endoplasmic reticulum. Gene Ontology annotation, biological process: intracellular protein transport; endoplasmic reticulum to Golgi vesicle-mediated transport; Golgi organization. The transcript has 4 exons. Bases 13 to 717 code for a protein of 234 amino acids. NCBI's taxonomy places the organism in Eukaryota, Metazoa, Arthropoda, Insecta, Lepidoptera, Nymphalidae. The record is from RefSeq and is a predicted model, not a curated record.
CAGUUUGAAAAAAUGGCUCAUAGGACGUGGCAUAUGUUUUCCAUAAUAACAUUAAUAUUUACAAUUUUAUCACACGUUGGUGAAUCUACUUCGACACCGCCGGUACCAUGGUAUGAAAAUCUACCAGCAGUAACUAUGGAUUACAAAGUACACAUCGACGCCGGCAAAGAAGAUUGUUAUUACCAGUAUGUUCAACCGGGCGCUACAUUUUACGCGAGUUAUCAAGUGUUAAAAGGUGGUGAUGGGAUGUGUGGGUUUGCGGUUCGUCACCCAAAUGGCCAGAUAGUGCACCCAUACGAGUGGCGCCAGUCUGCGGAGUAUGCGGACCAGUCAAGUUCGGGCGGCUACUACGCUGUGUGUAUCGACAACCAGUUCUCUAGGUUUGCGGGAAAACUAGUCAAUUUGUACCUGUCCGUGAUAAGAUACGAUAAGUGGGAGCAAUACGCGAAGGAAGUUGAGGAGCUUGAUAUGAAUAUUAAGAAUUUCACAAAUUCAAUUCAAUUUGUGGAACGAAAUGUAAAUGACAUAUUGCAGUACCAAUAUCAUUCCAGAGCAAGAGAGUCCAGAGAUUAUAAUUUAUUAGUUGACAACAAUGCUUAUGUGUUAAGGUGGUCAUUCGUACAAAUUGUAGCAGUUGCAGCAACUGGAACAAUGCAAGUUUAUUUUGUGAGGAAACUUUUUGAAGUUAAGGAAAACUCGUCAAAAACAAGAAUUUAAUUUUUUAAUUUUUAUUUUAAGGGAAGGAUACAAUUAUCUCUGACUGAAUGGACUCAUUCCUUGUUAAUAUUAAUUUAUGUGUAACUUCUAAUCUGAUCUCCUUUUCGCUUUUUUUUUACAAUUCAACACACACACAUAAUUAAUAGCCUUUGAUGUACUCAACAUUAUAUAGAACAGAUUUAAGAAAUAAUUUUAUAAACUUUAUUUAACAUAGGAUUUUGUAAGAUAUUUUUAACAAAUAUUAUUUUUUAUAUUGUUUUAUUAUUUUUAUUAAGGAACACUUUUUUAAUGAGCUUUUUUUUGUAUGUGAAAUUGUUGUUAAAAUGAAAUUAAAUUUUAAUGUAAAAUAAAUAAAAAUAUUUUUUGUACACAUUUAAAAUCUAAUGUAGGAUCGAUUGAUGUAAUCAAUGGGUUUCAAAGAAAUUCCUAGUUUUGUAUAAAGUUAUAAUUGCCUUAAUUAGGAGGAUUGUAUACAAUAAAGUACAAGAUAAGCAAUC